UCAGAUCCGCUUCGGAUCAUUUCACUCCAGUCCAGAGGAACCGGACCCGAGACCCUGAACACUGUCACGCGUGGGGAGCUAUACUGCUAACCCCUUCUGAUCUGAUCUUUGGAGCUUUCGCUCAAUUUUAACGUGAACGCAGAUAUGUUUUUAAUGAAGGCGGUGUUUGUGGUUGUUAUUUUUUGAAAUAUUGCUCCUGAAACCUGUAAGAUCACGCGCGUCUAAAGAUUGAUUUUUCUUGAGAAAAACAUCGAUUCAUUUACAACGAUGCUCGUGGAUUUUUAUGUCACGAAUAUUUUAGGAUAUAUAAAUCCAGGCAUGACAGCGAAGUUAUCGGUAAGAGAGCCGUUAAUAAUAAAGGUGAAUGUUUGAAAAUUAAUUUGUCAGCAAUACAUAUCAGUUUAUGGAUAGUCUUCCAUUUUAAAAUGAUUCCCGUAAAUACUUACACAGUCUAAUACAUUAAUCAGUUUUUGAAUGCGUUUUUACAUUGCGAUUGAUUAUAGUACUAUGUUAGAUCUGUGUUAACCCCUAAGACUGAGAAUCAUGAUGGCAAAACAUUGUCCUAAUGAUGACCUAAGUAAGAUCUCUGAUGAUGAACUGGUCAGAUGGAGCAAAGAGGACUUGAUCAAGAGACUGAGAAGGACUGACAGUGAGAAAAUGAACGUAAUGCUGGAACAUGGGAACAUGAUGAAGGACAUCAACCGCAGACUGCAGGUGCACCUCCAUGAGAUCCGUAAUCUGAAGGAGAUCAACCAAAAACUGCAGGAUGAUAACCAGGAGCUCAGGGAGCUCUGCUGCUUUCUCGAUGAUGAUCGGCAGAAAGGUAAGAAGCUAUCUCGGGAAUGGCAGCGGUUUGGGAGGCAUACGGCCAGCUCCGUGAUGAAAGAGGUGAGCAGCUAUCAGCAGAAGCUCAAGGAGCUGGAAGGGAACCAGGAAAACAUCCUCCGGGAGAAUGCAGAACUAAAGGAGAUCAUUCUCAUGUUGGAUGAAGACCGGACUGGAGCAGGAUCUAGAAGCUCUAUAGACAGCCAGUCUAGUCUGAGCAACCUGAAUGGAGGUUCGAGCAAUGUCCGAGAUGUUGGCGAUGGGAGCAGUACCUCCAGCGGUGGAAGUGCUGGCAGCCCAGACCAUCAUCAUAAUCACAUACACAAGACUGUAGAAACCAAAAUUGGCACCAUACGACGAUCAAUGGAUGAUCUCUCUGCUCCACAUCAUCACAGGAGCAAUCCCAAUGGACUCAGUGAUGCAUCCUCAAAUUACAUUCGCCAGCUGGAAACCAAGGUCCGGAUUCUAGAGGACAAUAACAACAAACUGCUGUCUCAACCCUGUAGCCGUUAUAGCUUAUCAAAGCUGUCCAUGAAGUGUAAUCCGGGAGACCUGCGAGCCCUGCGGAAGGGCAUGACCCUCUACCACUCCGAAUCACAGCUGUCUUCACUCCCCCAGAGACAGGACGCCCUAAUGAAUGGGACUGGAAGGCUACAGACCAGCGAGUCGUCUCCUUCCACCGGGUUUGUCUCAUCUGUACAGAGACCUGAAGCUGUGGUUCAUGCCAUGAAGGUUCUGGAGGUCCAUGAUAAUCUGGCCAAGCAGCUUGCAGAAGAAAGUGCAGAGGACCUGAAUGAAAAAGAGAAAGCCAUAGUGCGAGAGAUGUGCAAUGUGGUGUGGCGAAAGCUCGGGGACGUGGCAGGAUCAAAGCCGUCCAUCCGACAGCAGCUCUCUGGGAAUCAGUUCAAAGGCCCUCUAUAGCAGCUCUAACACAUGAGGAACAUCUCUCCUUCAGUUCAGCCACCAUAAAGCUCCAGCAGGGCCAAACUGAGAAACUGCUCACAGCUACACAAACACUUCCGUCCACUACCAUCAUCCAUGUCAAAUAAUCCGGUUCCCAACUAUUGCCAUUGAUAUUGGACCACUACACACCAGUUUACAGAUUUAGUGAAUCAGUGAACAUGUAAAGCAAUAAUCUGCAUUGAAAUAACAUUGUUUGGCUACCCAGACAGCAACAUAGUGUUGGCCCAGAUCCGGCCCACAUCUGGCCCGCAUGAAAUCCAUGUGGGCCAGACCUGGGCCGAAACUGCUUGCUGUCUGGGUAUUGAUUAUAUAUUUUCUUUAUUGCGGAAUGGAUCUCAUAUUAAUUUAGGCACCUUUGCUGAGACCUUUUACCAAUUCUGGACUACUACUCCGUUGACAAUUACUCGACGGUCAAUGUAGAUUCAGAGAAGAAACACUAAAAGGACGGUGUCGUUUGGGACAGGACCCAUGAAGUGUUUACGACUGGCAGCUACUCAUGUUCAGUCAGCUUGCCUUUUGUUUAUUACCUCAUAUUUUAGUUUUUACAUAGCAGUGAUGUCAGAAAACUCAUUAUUGUUUCCUUACACCCUUUUAGACAAAGUUAAGUCCAUCAAACUGUGGUUUACUCCUUUCAGAGUCUCCGUGUUCUGGUAUCCUUCCUACAAAAAUGACUCUGAAAGACGUUGUAAAAUAUGUACAAAGCUUUAAAUCCCUUUGUUAUGUUGUCUUUUAAAAAUCUUUUUACUUUUUCUAGUAGCUGUUUUUAAUACGUACCAACUUAACAGUGUAUGGGGUUUCUUAACAGCGCAACACUUUUUGAACAAUGCAACUCAAGACAUGAAAGCAGCUCAAAACAUCCCUAAUCUGAUUGUUCCCUGUUCCCUGUAUUACACAAAAGAAUGGUGGUCACAAAUGAAAUUCAAUGUUUUUGUAUAUUUACGAUGUCAACAUUUGAAACGGUGUGCUGUGCAUGCUAGACAAUCACAACUCUCAGGUCUUGGGAAAUUAUACAUCAUAACAUGACAGAGAAGACUAAUGCACUGGCAGAAAUAAUUGUGCUAGCCAGGCUCUCUGGUUCAACCCUAAUGGGUGACCUACAAGUCUAAAACUAUUCAAGCCCCUUUCUCAAGAUUCAAGGCAAGAACUAACACACAAGCAAUCCUCUACAUGAAUGCAAGUUUCAAGUCAAGUCACCUUUAAACAAAAUACAUUGCGUCAAAGCAACUGAACAACAUUCAUUAGGAAAACAGUGUGUCGAUAAUGCAAAAUGAUAGUUAAAGGCAGUAUGCAAAGCAGUAAAGCAGCUUUGUGUCUCAAAAAGUGGACAAAUCCAUUAAUAUGUCAUACCCCAACUUAAUACUUCAGUCCAUGAAAGAAAACUGCGCCUGUCAAGCAGUUUUAUGAGCAUUUCAGAGUUGUUGCAGGGGAUUCUCUGUCCCUGUCAGCUAUUGCCAUUUGUUUUGGAUGAAAAAUUAUCACAAGCCCUCAUGAAAUCCAUUGGAAUGCCUGUGAUUCUUCAAAAAGCUAUGCAUAUUUCCCACCACUUGCUUGUUUAUUCAUUAUAUAUUUUGGCAAAUUUAAUCAUGCUUUCAGUUAGCAAUAAGAGUCUCACACUUUCAGGACAUUUAACAAAUUUUAUGUUUCAAUUCCAUACAUUUUCCCUCAAAAGUCUGCAGGGCCUGCUAUUCAGCAGGGAACUAUUAUCAAACAUUAAUCUGAAAUAGUGAUCAAGAUCUGGAUAUAGCAAGUGAUGUUCAUCUAAUUUAAAUGCAUGUCAGCAAUAGUUUAAUGUAUGUAUGAGUGUUUUUCCUGCUAUUUUGUCAAAUAAACUGCUGAGUUCAGACUGAGGCAUGCUUAGAAAUGAAAAACUGUGGCUUUGCUCAGAAUGCAAAACUAGCAUACUGAUUAUUGUGCAAUAUAUGCUAAAGAUAGGUAUAUAAAAGAGUACAGAUAUAUUUACAACCAUAGCAUUGUCUUUUGAAAAAGUCAAUAAAUAUUUCAUAUUAAAAUAAAUUGCAGCUAAUUCAGUUCGAUCUUCAUACUGACAAUGGAGGGUCAAGCACACUGCCAUACAAUAUUGUGAAAUAUGUUGUAUACUGCAGUUUCUGAUAAUAGUAUGUUAGUAUGCUAUUCCAAACAUAGCCAAAAGAUGUCAUUGUAAAUGGGUAUAGGAUAAAGAAAGAGUUUUAACAUGAAUAAAUCAGAGGUGUUUUCUCUAAUAAGUAAGAGUGUAUUUGAUUGACUGGCCCACCUGUUACAAACAGAAGUUGUAGUUGUUUAUGAAAGCAGUUGCAAGCAGAUCCUGUACAGAUAAAGUGCCGUUUCUCUUCGGAAGCGGUCUUAACACAAAGCCAUGAUUGUUUUAGGAUGAUUUGAUUUGGCAUGUGCUGCCUCUUUUGUGCAUGGGGGUUUAUUUGGACCCUAUGCACCUACACCCCGUGUUGUUCAUUGUGUAAAACCUCUGAGGUUUAUCCUGUCUUCAGUGUUAAUAAAUGCAAGCAUGUUUGCAGGAGACAUUUUAUGGUAAAGAUGUAAAGAAAAAAGUUGUACAAAGUGAACUAGACGAUUUUGUCAAUAAACAAACUAUUACUUUA
Molecule: messenger RNA, 4382 nt
Organism: Carassius gibelio (silver crucian carp)
Lineage: Eukaryota; Metazoa; Chordata; Actinopteri; Cypriniformes; Cyprinidae
Product: coiled-coil domain-containing protein 85C-B-like
Exons: 7
Coding region: 544-1746 (400 amino acids)
Cellular component (GO): apical junction complex
Source: RefSeq, a predicted model, not a curated record